GAUGUCAGCUCUGGACAAAAAUAGAGAGGGAUCGCCUGCAAAUCCCCAGCUCCGGCUGGGCUAAACCUUGCAAUCCCUCUUUGGCCGGCGCCGAGCCAGGGAGCAGCGGCCUCCACCGCCUCCCCCGGCGCGCACACACCAGCACACGCGCACGCACGCACACACUCCCCCGCACUCGCACUCCCGGUCUUUCCCCCAUCCCUGUCGGUGCGGGCCACUCGUGGCACCGGUCUGCCCCGCGGCGAAGCACACACACACACACACGCACACGCACUCACACACACACAGGUGGUGACUGGGACGCGGGGAGGGUGUUUCUGCAGCCCUGCGGCCGGCGCGACCUCGCCUGAGCCGGUGCAGGAUCCCCGCAGCGCCCCUCGGAGCGCUGGUCGCGAGCCGCUCACGGGACCGCGCGCGGUGGAAAGCCAGGACGUGGAUUAGCGCCCGCAGCAGCCUCCCGCGCGCGCCGAGGCGCUAAAGGGCUUACCCAGGAGGGGGGUGCGAGGGCGGAGAGAGGCUGCCCGUUAAAUACCGCUCCCCGCCGCACUCCGGGCUCACCCAGCUCGCCGCCACCGUCUCCAGAUUGUACCCGGGAAGAGGGGGCGUUCCCCACGCCAUGGCAUCAACGGAGGGUGCCAACAAUAUGCCCAAGCAGGUGGAAGUGCGCAUGCACGAUAGCCACCUCAGCUCGGAGGAGCCAAAGCACCGAAGCCUGGGCAUGCGCAUGUGCGACAAGCUGGGGAAGAACCUCCUGCUCUCAUUGACUGUGUUUGGUGUCAUCCUGGGAGCAGUGUGUGGAGGGCUGCUUCGCUUGGCAUCUCCCAUCCAUCCUGAUGUGGUCAUGUUGAUAGCCUUUCCGGGGGACAUACUCAUGAGGAUGCUGAAGAUGCUCAUCCUCCCUCUCAUCAUCUCCAGUUUAAUCACAGGGUUGUCAGGCCUGGAUGCUAAAGCCAGCGGCCGCCUAGGCACAAGAGCCAUGGUGUAUUACAUGUCCACGACCAUCAUUGCCGCCGUGUUGGGGGUUAUCCUGGUGUUGGCCAUCCACCCUGGCAAUCCCAAACUCAAGAAGCAACUGGGGCCAGGAAAGAAGAACGACGAGGUGUCUAGCCUGGAUGCCUUCCUGGAUCUCAUUAGAAAUCUCUUCCCGGAGAACCUGGUGCAAGCCUGUUUCCAACAGAUUCAGACAGUGACAAAGAAAGUUCUGGUGGCACCUCCAUCUGACGAGGCCAAUACAACCAAGGCAGUCAUCUCCAUGUUGAAUGAGACCAUGAACGAGGCCCCUGAAGAAACCAAGAUCGUUAUCAAGAAGGGCCUGGAGUUCAAGGAUGGGAUGAAUGUCUUAGGUCUGAUCGGAUUCUUUAUUGCUUUCGGCAUUGCCAUGGGGAAGAUGGGAGAGCAGGCCAAGCUGAUGGUGGAGUUCUUCAACAUUCUGAACGAGAUUGUAAUGAAGUUAGUGAUCAUGAUCAUGUGGUACUCCCCACUAGGUAUCGCCUGCUUGAUCUGUGGGAAAAUCAUCGCCAUCAAGGACUUAGAAGUGGUUGCUAGGCAGCUGGGGAUGUACAUGAUCACGGUGAUCGUGGGCCUCAUCAUUCACGGGGGCAUCUUUCUCCCCUUGAUUUACUUUGUAGUGACCAGAAAAAACCCAUUCUCCUUUUUCGCUGGCAUUUUCCAAGCCUGGAUCACUGCCCUGGGAACCGCUUCCAGUGCUGGAACUUUGCCUGUCACCUUCCGUUGCUUGGAAGAUAAUCUAGGGAUUGACAAACGUGUGACCAGAUUCGUCCUCCCAGUCGGCGCGACCAUUAACAUGGAUGGUACAGCCCUUUACGAGGCUGUGGCAGCCAUUUUCAUAGCCCAGAUGAAUGGGGUCAUCCUGGAUGGAGGUCAGAUUGUGACUGUCAGCCUCACAGCCACCCUGGCGAGCAUUGGCGCAGCCAGUAUUCCCAGCGCUGGGCUGGUCACCAUGCUCCUCAUUCUCACAGCCGUGGGCCUGCCGACCGAGGAUAUCAGUCUGCUGGUGGCGGUGGACUGGCUGCUGGAUAGAAUGAGAACUUCAGUCAAUGUGGUGGGCGAUUCUUUUGGGGCUGGGAUUGUCUAUCACCUUUCCAAGUCCGAGCUGGACACCAUUGACUCCCAACACCGAAUGCACGAAGACAUCGAGAUGACCAAGACGCAGUCCAUUUACGACGACACGAAGAACCACAGGGAAAGCAACUCUAAUCAGUGUGUCUAUGCCGCACACAACUCUGUCGUAAUAGAUGAGUGCAAGUCUCUUCAUUAUGUGGAAUAUCAGUCGUGGGUUUAAGUUUGCACAUGACCUUGAGGACAGACAGACAGAAGGUAACUCUGGCGGCCAAUGGAAAGUCAGCUGACUGCAGUCUUGAGGAAGAGCCUUGGAAACGUGAAAAAUAAUGACCUGAUUCUCAGCCAAUUCUUGAAUAAACUCCCCAGCGUAUCUUAUGGUAAAAGAUGCUCUAAAACAGGCUUCCUUUACAAAAGGAAAAAAAAUGCGUAUAUUUCUAUGUUUACUUAAUCUGUUAGCCGAGGUGUAGAGGAGCUGUGUACACCCAUGAUGAUAGGCGCCGUGCUGUGUCUUUGCCAAAUAAUGCUUCAUAACCGUCUAAUUUUCUUACUUGUGUUAUUGUCUGAAUGGAUGCUGCUGGAGAAACCACUUUGAAUGGAAGACAUGUUCUUGCCAGCUUCCCAUUGUCUCAGUGCAAAACUGUGGAUGCUGUUUUUCCAAGGGGAGAGGAUGAAGGCAGUGUGGUACCCUCCAGGGACUUGAGACAAGGAGCACACAUGGUGUUGUAUUUCUUAAAGUGUUUGUGGCUCACCUUGUUCUACACAAAAGAUUCUGCUUGAAGCUUUUAGAAGUACCUCCCCUCCAGCCUGUAGAGUUGGCACCUGCAUUGAUUGAAAGCUUCUGGCUUGGGGAACUCUGGCAACUUACCUUUUUGUGCACUGUCUAAGUAAAAUGCUUCAGAGUUUCAGUGGGCAUCCAUACUCUGAAAUGCAGGUGACCACAGAGGCCAUGGCGAUGCCUUUCCAUGUGUAUGUGUGUGUGUGUGUGUGUGUGUGUGUGUGUGUGUGUGUAAAAUGAGAAAUUUCAAAUUUGAAAAUGAUCUAGGAAUUAUUUGCAUAUUAUCACUGUAUACCUUGAGGAAAGUGAAGGAGCAUAGUCAACCUGAAUUUUAGCCAGAAUUAGAUAUUCCAACUCUUUUGUUUGACUUGCACUUGUAGACCAUAGUGAAGUCAAGUGUGUUGAUCUGAUCUAUGUUUUGUGUUCCACCCAUAGAUUCUCAAUUGAGUUCCUAACCAAAAGAUAUUUUCAGUGUCUAAAUCACAUCCAUCAUUUUCAUCUGCCUACAUGGCUGAGCAUUUUAGCUUCCUCACAUUAAGAGACACACGUUGGCUAUGACUCUUUUCCUGUCAUCUUGGUAUAUAUCUAAUAUGUAGAAAGUGUUUUGUUAUAUUAAAGCACAUGAAAACUAUCACAAAACAUAAAACCUCUUUGGUGAGAAAGGUACAGAAAGCAAACAUCUAUAUAAAACCCUAUAAAGGUUCCUAUGAUAGAGUCCAUCCAAUGGGGACCAAGAUUGGCUCUACACAACUUUCCAGAUAGCAUCAUUUCCAGAGACUGUGAAAGUCUGAAGGAAGAAAUAAUAUAAUUGACACAGCACAAUGGUUUGCCUGUGGUAGGCGGCCAGUGAAUCCUUAAUGAUGGGUUGUGCAAGCUAAAAUUGUGAAUGCCUCUAUUAUUAUCUUCUGUUGAAGAAUAUACAGUAUUUUCCUAAGAUCCUGGGUUUAACGGUUAGCUGGGAACUCAACCCACUGAUAAACAAUACAAAUUCAACUUGAAGGAGGGAUGGAACCCAAACCAUCAGUCAGGGCAUGUGUGUCCUCUGAGGCAAGUAUAGCUGAGGAGACGUUCAUAAGCAGUAAUAGGGCCCAAUGGCUUUGAAGCAGGGCACUGGGCCAUGGCUUCUCCUUUUAGCCUCUCUUGCGACUUCUCUCCUUCAAAUCAGACAGCUUGGACACAUACAAAAGGCAAGAGAUUCCUGUUGCUUUAUCUCAUAAACCCUAACUAUUUUUAAACAAGGAUCACUAUUGAGCAGUAUUAAAUGAAUUAGUUUGUUCUGUUUCAGGUUUUGACUUUUGAAACAAGGUCUUGCUAUGUAUCCCAGACUAGCUUCAAACUCUUCAAACCUACUGCUCAGCCUCAGUUCUAAGAUCACAGGUGGGCACUGCUACAUCUGCUGGCAGAACUCUAUAUUCUUCUGAGGGACAAUGAACAGGGUAGCAGUGACCAGCAAUGAAUCCCUGAAAGAAGACAAGAAGGGCCGAAGGGAUUCCAUUUAGCUGUGGAACUAUUCUAGAUAGUCUGUAAGUGGUACCGCAGGGCUUGUCUAUGCUGAGUAGGUGUAUCUAGGCAAGGCAUCUAGGAGCAUGCUGGGUUUUGUUGUGUUGGGAGAUGGGGGAAGGCCAUUCCAUACAACAAGUCUCCCCGUACAAGAAGAUGCAAAAUUCCUUGGGUACUAGAACAUUAACCUUUUCUCAAAAGCACUCACAGGAUGACCGUGUUUGUCAUCUCACAUUCUGCCUGAAAAUCUUUCUAGUUUGUCUUGUCUUCAGCUCUCUUUUAGCAGUCCUGUUAGCCUAUGAAAAGAAGACAGAGCUUUCAGGAGAACAAAGGCACACUACUUCACAAGUCAGGUCUUGCUGACUACAUACAUUGUCUCGAGAGAAUAUGCUAAGAAAGUCACAUUUAUCUGAAAGUUUAAUAAAUUUUAUUAAAAAUAAAUAAUUUAUCCAAUUGGAGACUUCCCUAAAAAUCUAGGAUGUGGUGGAAUUGGCAUAGUACUGUGUCUUGCUUUUGUAAGACCUUGUUAAGCCUUCCCAUGCCCAUUGGGGAAUUCCCUUGCCUAGAAAAAGUA
Molecule: messenger RNA, 4931 nt
Organism: Mastomys coucha (southern multimammate mouse)
Lineage: Eukaryota; Metazoa; Chordata; Mammalia; Rodentia; Muridae
Gene: Slc1a2
Product: solute carrier family 1 member 2
Exons: 12
Coding region: 617-2302 (561 amino acids)
Biological process (GO): L-glutamate transmembrane transport
Cellular component (GO): plasma membrane
Molecular function (GO): L-glutamate transmembrane transporter activity; neutral L-amino acid transmembrane transporter activity; glutamate:sodium symporter activity
Source: RefSeq, a predicted model, not a curated record